This is a messenger RNA of Anoplophora glabripennis (Asian longhorned beetle), 3364 nucleotides long. Its product is annotated as transcription factor E2F5. Gene Ontology annotation, molecular function: protein dimerization activity; DNA-binding transcription factor activity, RNA polymerase II-specific; RNA polymerase II cis-regulatory region sequence-specific DNA binding. The record is from RefSeq and is a predicted model, not a curated record. Gene Ontology annotation, cellular component: RNA polymerase II transcription regulator complex. The transcript is spliced from 4 exons. Bases 407 to 1813 code for a protein of 468 amino acids. Gene Ontology annotation, biological process: regulation of transcription by RNA polymerase II. NCBI's taxonomy places the organism in Eukaryota, Metazoa, Arthropoda, Insecta, Coleoptera, Cerambycidae.
UACACGGCGAGGCAAAAUCGGGUUCUAUUUUAAUAUUUUUUUGUGGCCAAACGGAGGUUCCUACAUUUACAAAAUUUACGCCACGUGAAAGCCCAUACCUUGCAGAAUAUGAAAAUCGUUAAAAAAAAGUUAUUACUUUAGCCUCGAUGUUGUUUGCGAUUGUGUUUUUAUAUCCUUUUCAUCGAGUAACGAAGCACCUACUUAGGAAACCAUUUUGUGUAAUAUUCCGGAACAUGUAGGAUUUUAGUAAGUGUUUUUCGAACAAUAACAUAACUUAUGUCUAAAUUUUGUGUAGUGCAUCUAACAGGCGGGGAUAAAAUAAAAGAUUAAUAAAAACAAUCACUAAGUGAUGGAGUAAAUUUUACUAAGUAUAUAUGCAUUAAUAAGAAAAUACUAACAGAAUAAAAUGCCCCGUGGAAUUCGGCGCAAUGAAAGCCCUAGGGGGUAUAAAACUAUUUCGUCUAGUUCUACUCCUGAUAUGACCAUUGUAAAGUCUGAAAAAUCAGAAUUCACACCUAGUCCCCAUUUAUUGGACCAUGGGUAUGGAGCAACACCCAUCAAUCAGGUUAUGUCUUCUGCGAUUCCUUCACAAGCUCCAACCGUAAAAAGAAAACUAAAUUUAGAAUCGCAACAUUACGUACCUUCGGUUGUACCCAUUAAACAUGAAUUUAAGGCACCACAACCCAAAAGACCUAAAAGGCAAACACCAGUGAAGAAGAACACUAGGUAUGACACUUCACUGAGUUUGCUUACAAAAAAGUUCUCGGAUUUACUUGAAAAGUCUCCAAAUGGUGUAGUAGAUUUAAAUAAAGCUUCACAGGAGUUAAAAGUUCAAAAAAGAAGGAUAUAUGACAUAACAAAUGUUUUGGAAGGUAUAGGGAUUUUGGAAAAGAAAUCAAAAAACAAUAUUCAGUGGAAAGGGGGUAAUGGAGACAGCAGUAAUUUCCUGACUCUUACAAAGCAAUUGCAAAUGUUAGAUGAUCAAGAAAAUGCUCUCGACAGGAUGAUUAUUUCUGCUGAAAGUGAGUUACGUAAAUUAAACAAUGACCGGUACGGUUAUGUGACAUACCAAGAUUUACGCUCAAUAGAUAGGUUUCGGCAUAAAACUGUGAUGGCUAUCAAAGCUCCACCAAACACCCAGUUGUCUGUCCCAACGGGGGAGACUCAAGAGGACAAGUAUAGCAUUCAGAUGAAAAGCGAUACGGGGGAAAUUGAGGUUUUUCUGUGUCCUGAAAAUGUUCCACCCUCUAAGCCUAAAUCAGUACCACCCAUGGACCCAUUACUUAGGGAUAUUAAACUCAGUCCAGGACUUUUUGAUAUUACUACUCCGCCAGUGCCUCAGCUAGAUAGUCCUACGUUGCAACAUAAACCUAUUUCAUCACAGAUAUGUAGGAGCCUGUCUUUCUCAAAAGAUUCUUUCGACUUGGGGGCAAGUACAAGUACGAGCCAAGUAGAAAGUUCGCAGCGGUUCGGUUCACAAAACACACUGCCCCAGCGAAAUAUAAGUAACCAGUUGGACUUGUUACACUUAUCACCUCUCAAUAUGGGAUUCUCUACAAGUAGUACGGGCAUGAGUGGGAGCACGUCUAAGAUGGAUAUGCCCCUUAUUCAUGACAGUGAAGGACUGGGCCCAAUGGUUGGGCGAUUUCCUUUCAAUUCACAGACUGAGAACAGUAAUACAGGGAUGAUGGAUCCUUUGUUCUGCAGUGAACCUUUUGUACCUUUGGAACCUCUUAUGCAAUCCGAGUACAACUUCAGUUUAGAUGCUGCUGAAGGAUUGGCAGAUCUCUUUGAUUAUGAUUUCCUUUCUUAAAAUUUUGCUCAUCCAUGUACAAACUAUUAUAACAAAUAUUUACUUAGAUAUCCAUCCUCACUAAUUAUACUUGCAGGGUCCACUUUAUUACUGCACGGAUAUAUAUUAUUAUCCAGUUUUUUGGCAAUACAUAUCACAGUAUAGUUAAUAGAAAUUUGGAGAGGUCCGAACUCUUGUUUUUCCUAGUGUAGGUCAAGUUUUAUCUUUUUUAAACUCUAUUUUAAAGUUUUUAGUUUUUUUUGAUGAUAUAGAGAAGUGACUGAUGGAAUCAUAUGGAGCAUAUGUAUAUAAUUUAUAAUUUUAUUAUAAAAUCACAGUAUUGUUUAAAGUAUAUAAUUUAUAUAUAUUUAUAUCGUUUUUAAAUACAUUUUGUAACGUAUUUCUGUUUAAAUAUAGUGCCGGUUUGCUGUAUUUAAAAUACAUAUUAAAGUGUGAUUUCGCUAUACACUGUACCAAACCGUAUGUGAUUUAAAUUUAUUCACUAAUCGAUGUACUGUUAGUAGUUAGGCAUAUUUUUUAUUAGAAGAUUGAUUGGGCCCUGCUCUUUAAGAACAAAAAUGAAGCAAGAUAUUAACUUCAUCAAGAGUUAUAAAUUUUCUUUCUGAAAAAGAAAAGUGAAGAACUAGAUAGGGAUUGGUUUUGUUAAACGGAGUUAUUGUAUAUUUUUUCUUUUUAGAACAUCUAGCAAUUUUGCGUCUCAUAUCGUUGGCUGUGCACCCUACAGGCACCAAUCUAUCCCUAUCUAAGUAUUACAAUGAAAUGACAAUAAUUUUUUCCUUAUACCAGGAAAUGUUUCAACUUAGAGUGUUGUCAAUUUAGGGGCACAACGAUGUAACGUGGAAAAUGCAUAAUUUUACAUGUUGCACAAAAAUUGUUUCAAGUACACCUCAAAAGAUUUGUGUUGUCAAAUUUUUCGUUUAUUUGUUGUUUUUUUUUUGUUAUAAUUUCUGUUAUAUUUCAAUGUUUAUAAAGGAAGAUAUAAUUGCAGGACAUUUGUGUAUACUUAUGUAGUUCCGAGUACCUCAAAAGUUUGACGAAAAGGUGUCUAGUUGAUUAUAUUUUGUUCCUUAAUAGUGUAAUGUUUUUAUUCAUACCAGGGCGUUCACGUAAUAUAGAAUGUUUAAUUUCUCCCUAAGGGUUACAGUUGCAGGCCUCUGUUUUUCCUUUUUAUAAGUAUGUAAAUAUUGUUAAAAAUUGUAUAUAUAUAACUUUCAUUUCCACAAAUGUGAAAAAUAUAUUCAUUCAGAUUUACCAAUUUUUUAUUGCAAUUUGAAAAUUACUGAGUCGAGAUUUUAACUAUUGGUAACUCUUAAAAUUAAUUACUAAAUUUAAAAAUUUACGAAGGUGUAAAAAUGUAAGAAAUUGUAAAUAUCUACUUUUUUACAUGUAGAAUACGACUUCAUUUAGCCUUUAGUAAAACGAAGUUUGGGAGUUUUUUUUUUAGCAUCGAGCCUUUUACUGAUGCCGUUAGUAGUAACUUAAUAUUAAUUCAAAUAUACCUGAAUUUUUGUACAAAUUCACUUGUUAUGUAAUAUUUGUCUGCUAUUGAGA